Molecule: messenger RNA, 591 nt
Organism: Paraglomus brasilianum
Lineage: Eukaryota; Fungi; Glomeromycota; Glomeromycetes; Paraglomerales; Paraglomeraceae
Source: the annotation of a GenBank genome assembly
AUGCAGGUGCCACUCCGGACCGAUGAAACUCUGGAGCUGUUUAUAGUAGAGAGCAUAAUUAUGCAAUGGUUGCGUGAAAAACAUUGGCAACUAUCUAUAAGCGACACAGUUCCGAUCUUACAAGAACCACCACAGUCGUCCGCCGAAUCGCUUAUGGACAAACUCAGACAAGCAAACGUUUCUCUACACGGGAUUGGCAGAAUGGUGGUCAAAAUCAGAGCUGGCCAUGUGUUUUCACUGCUUAUGGUCGGCGAUACGGUGGUUAUAGAGGAGGGGGAACAAAACUUUGCACAACUGUUUCCCUUAUUCAUAGAUGUUUCGGUAAAGGCCGAACCCGCGGCAUCAGAUACAUGCGAAGUGAUCGUCGCGAUCGAGAUUGCGCCUAUGAAAGCUGCUAAUAAUAAUAUUGGAGGAGACGAGAAUGUUCCUUCCUCACCAUCAUCUUUACCAGACGAUCACGACGUCACAGCCCCGUCUGGGCCCAUAUGUUGUUUAUAUGAAGAAAUGGCAACGGUUGCCGGUGUAGACGUGACGAGCGCUCAACAUUUCUAUCAUGGUGGAUAUGCGGGUGGAAUCAGUGAAACAUCAUGA